AUGGGGUACGACGACUGGGUUGAUCUACACAUGACGGAUGCACUACCUGGUUUACCCAUCCAGGUGAAAAAUGCAGAGCUCCAGUGGGGAAAAUUCUAUGCCGACGGGAACAAAGAUCACGAGAUCACCCCAGAGCAAGUUGAUAGCACAGUGCUUCCUGCCAAUUCUUCGGGUCCUGCAGACGUCUGGAGUUGUGGCAGAGAAGAUGCUCCCUCGGGAAGCGAAGGAAGUUUUGAUUUAAUUGAUCAAAAUUACGGCAACACUAUCUGUACCCUGGAGUGGAACUGCCCAUAUGAGCCUGGGAAAGGAAAUGAGAAUUGGGUCAAGACAACAAACCUAGAUACGGACUACAACGUCACUAUCGCCGGGAACUACCAUAAGAACAAAGGGACCUUGAAGAAAGUUGAUAUCACCGUCGCAGCUGCUUGA
Molecule: messenger RNA, 429 nt
Organism: Penicillium canariense
Lineage: Eukaryota; Fungi; Ascomycota; Eurotiomycetes; Eurotiales; Aspergillaceae
Product: aegerolysin family protein
Exons: 2
Coding region: 1-429 (142 amino acids)
Biological process (GO): symbiont-mediated hemolysis of host erythrocyte
Source: RefSeq, a predicted model, not a curated record